GAGCCGAAUGAGUUGGAGAUGCGGUAUGAGAGAAUUCCGAAGCAGAAUUUAGAUCGCUACCGUGUGGUACGCAAAAGACACUAUAUCUACAGAGCUGCUGCAAGAUUGUGGCAGGAAGGUGUUGCCUGGGGAAAGGCACUAGAAAUAGUUACAGAGGCGUUUGAUGGAGCGUGCCAUGAAGCCUGA
Durusdinium trenchii is the source of this 186-nucleotide messenger RNA. Lineage: Eukaryota; Dinophyceae; Suessiales; Symbiodiniaceae. The record is from the annotation of a GenBank genome assembly.